Molecule: messenger RNA, 2126 nt
Organism: Annulohypoxylon truncatum
Lineage: Eukaryota; Fungi; Ascomycota; Sordariomycetes; Xylariales; Hypoxylaceae
Product: MFS general substrate transporter
Exons: 6
Coding region: 92-1861 (589 amino acids)
Biological process (GO): transmembrane transport
Molecular function (GO): transmembrane transporter activity
Source: RefSeq, a predicted model, not a curated record
ACCUCCAUAUCAAGCCUUGAGGUUGCCAUAUCUCGGCUAAGGAUAGUUAGCUGAACAACGUUUUACGCGGGUGUUCGUUUAACCCUUAAUCAUGAGUAGCCAACCGCCAGUUCAGGGCGGUCUCGCAAGAGAUGUCGAGGCUGGUUUGAAUGAAGAACACUUGAAAACCGAGCCUGGCGGAGCUAUUCUUGCGGAUCACGAUCAUGGCGACCGCAGCGAUGCUGAGCUAUCUCCUCCGAGGGACGACCAGGAUGGUACUAAGAAUACUAGCCAACCACUCAUGAGCGGAUGGCCAUUCUACGUAUUGAUAUCUUCCGUUACUUUGGGCGUUCUCCUCAUAGCGUUCAAUGCCACUGCCCUAGGAACUGCAAUCCCCGCGAUCACAAACGAGUUCAAUACCGUGAACGAUGUUGGAUGGUAUUCUUCGGCGUACUUGAUAGCCAACUGUGUUAUGGUGCCUUUUGUCGGAAAAUUGUACAGAACCUUCCGAAUCAAGGUCGUGUUCAUUACCUUCAUAGUCAUCUUCGAGCUCGGUUCCUUGAUCGCAGCGCUAUCGACGUCUUCCAUGAUGCUUAUCAUCGCGAGAGCGAUAAGCGGAAUAGGGGGUUCCGGUAUCCUAAACGGCGGAUCCACCAUCGUCGCCGCUACCGUCCCAAUAGCGAGCCGCUCUUUUCUGAACGGCAUCAUACUCGGCUGCUUCGCGGUCGGUCAGGCAGCUGGUCCCUUAAUCGGCGGCGCCUUGACGCAGGGGAUAACGUGGCGCUGGUGCUUUUACAUAAACCUACCGGUAGGAGGCUUGGUCGUUUUCCUGUUCGUAUUCGUGGUGAGGUUACCAGUGUCGAGGCUUUCCGAAGUACGGACGUCCCUGUUGCAACGAGUUCUCGAGAUCGACUUUGGGGGGUUCAUCAUUUUUGCGGCUGCAUCCCUCAUGUUGCUGAUAGGUUUGCAAUGGGGCGGCACGGAAUACCCCUGGAACUCCCCGACAGUCAUCGGGCUCAUGUGCGGCGGAGCGGCGACCUUUGGCGUCUUAGGAUUCUGGUUCGCUUAUAAAGGGGAGGCGGCUCUGCUGCCACCUAGAUUAUUGCGUAACCGAAUCAACAUCAUGAUAACAAUCACUUCGUUCGUGCAGAGCGGCGGAGCUAUCAACGCCCUUUACUGGUUACCCGUUUGGUUCCAAGCAAUUCAAGGCGCAGACGCGUUGCGGAGCGGCAUAAUGAUCCUCCCUUUGAUAUUGUCACAACUCGUCGCGUCGGUGAUAUGCGGCGCUCUUGUCCAGAAGACCGGCUACUACUUACCCGAGGUAAUAGGAGGGAACGCUCUAGUAGCGAUCGGAGCCGGUUUAACCUCGACGUUCUCCCCGACUACCUCCUUGGGGAGCAUCAUAGGAUAUCAGAUCCUUAUGGGAGCCGGCCGAGGCUUUGUGUUACAGCUACUAGUCACCGCCAUGCAAGCCAACUGUCCUAGAGAAGACGCGUCGAUAGCGACCGGAUACGCCAUGUUCUCUCAAUUAUUAGGGGGCGCCAUCUUUUCCGCUGUCGGGAAAAGCAUAUUUACAAGCUCGAUCCCGACGGCUCUCCAGAAGUUUGCCCCGGAUAUCGAUCCAAACUUGUUGAUCAACAGCGGCGUGACGGAGAUAUCCAAAGUUGUCCCGCCAGAUCAGCUCGCAGGGGCUCUCUUGGCUUAUAACCAAGCGAUCAGCCACAUAUUUUAUCUUCAACUUGCCGCAGCAAGUUGCGCAUUUCUGAGUGGUUGGGGAAUGGGAUGGAAGAAUUUGAAAGAAAUCAAACAAGAACAAGAAAAGGAAAAGGAAGAAAAAGGCGACGCCGAGUUGACGGCAGCGAAACCCGUCGAGAAAGAAUGAGGAAGAUGGGUAAGUAUAUUGGGGCGGUAUCGUAGCCGCCUUAGAUACGAAUCGGGCCUUCAUGAACGGAAACAUGCUAUGUAGCUAUUCGUAAGGACCUAAUUUAGGUAGUCGACAGCCCCGUAAACAAUUUGGUGGGUUCUAUUAGACCCCGUUGAGCCAGCCAAGCAACCCGAUAUUUUCAACGUUGACUAUGGGCAGACGGGUUGUCGAGGAAUCUUUCGUGCCGCUUCCACGCCGCAGACGCAGACAUAUGUAUGCCUGU